AUGCUCAAAUCUGAUCACAAGAAACACCUCAAGAAACACCAGCAGAGACUUACAGGGAAGAAACCUCACCGCUGCGUUGACUGUGGAAAGAGUUUCACCUCUUCAGCAAAUCUUAAAACACACAAGAGAAUACACACAGGAGAGAAGCCUUACAGCUGUGAUCAAUGUGGGAAGAGUUUUCCUAGAUCAGACCAGCUGGUAACACACCAGAGAAUACACACAGGAGAGAAACCUUAUAGCUGUGAUCAAUGUGGGAAGAGAUUCACUCAUUCAGGAAGCCUGGCUGGACACAAGAGAAUACACACAGGAGAGAAGCCUUUUGGUUGUGAUCAAUGUGGGAAGAGAUUCACUCAGUCAGGAAGCCUGGCUGGACACAAGAGACUACACACAGGAGAGAAGCCUUACAGCUGUGAUCAAUGUGGGAAGAGAUUCACUCAUUCAGGAAGCCUGGCUUUACACAAAAUAAUACACACUGGAGAGAAGCCUUACCACUGUUCUGACUGUGGAAUGAGCUUUACUACUUCAGGGGAUUUAAAAGUUCACCAGAGAAUACACACUGGAGAGAAGCCUUUUCCUUGUUAUCAUUGUGGGAAGAGAUUCACUCAGUCAGGAAACCUGGCUUUACACAAGAGAAUACACACAGGAGAGAAGCCUUACCACUGCUCCGACUGCGGAAUGAGCUUAACCACUUUAAACGGACUUCUAGUACACCAGAGAAUACACACUGGAGAGAAGCCUUUUGGUUGUGAUAAGUGUGGGAAGAGAUUCACUCGGUCAGGACACCUGGUUGAACACAAGAGAAUACACACAGGAGAGAAGCCUUUUGGUUGUGAUCAGUGUGGGAAGAUAUUCACUCAGUCAGGACACCUGGCUAAACACAAGAGAAUACACACAGGAGAGAAGCCUUAUAGAUGUGAUCAGUGUGGGAAGAGAUUCACUCAUUCAGGAAGCCUGGCUUUACACAAGAGAAUACACACAGGAGAGAAGCCUUUUGGUUGUGAUCAGUGUGGGAAGAGAUUCACUCAGUCAGGAAACCUGGCUUUACACAAGAGAAUACACACAGGAGAGAAGCCUUAUAGAUGUGAUCAGUGUGGGAAGAGAUUCACUCAUUCAGGACACCUGGUUGAACACAAGAGAAUACACACAGGAGAGAAGCCUUUUGGUUGUGAUCAGUGUGGGAAGAGAUUCACUCAGUCAGGAAACCUGGCUUUACACAAGAGAAUACACACAGGAGAGAAGCCUUACCACUCCUCCGACUGUGGAAUGAGCUCAACCACUUUAAACAGACUUCUAGUACACCAGAGAACACACACAGGAGAGAAGCCUUUUGGUUGUGAUCAGUGUGGGAAUAGAUUCACUCAGUCAGGAAGCCUGGCUUUACACACGAGAAUACACACAGGAGAGAAGCCUUUUGGUUGUGAUCGGUGUGGGAAGAGAUUCACUCAGUCAGGACACCUGGCUAAACACAAGAGAAUACACACAGGAGAGAAGCCAUUUGGUUGUGAUCGGUGUGGGAAGAGAUUCACUCAGUCAGGACACCUGGCUGGACACAAGAGAAAACACCACACUGUUGGGUAACCUUUCCACUUUUGUUAGCUCAAUCCAGUUAAUGGUAGACUAGUGUACACACACCGGAGAGAAGGCCUACAGGGUGAGUUUUGCCACCUCAGGCGUUCUUAAUGUGGCCUUCCUUAGUGUAAUUUGAUGUACUGUCAACAAGGGGUCCACCCUCUGAUAACUUUAACUAUCCAUUAUUUCCAGAUUUCUAUUAAUUGCAAUGUGAGUGAAAUAGUCUGUGUUUGAAUGGUGUGGGCGUACGUACCCCAACAACAGAAUGGUGUGGGUGUUUCCCAACAACAGGAUUGGUCAGCACAGAGAAAGCAGGGCGGUAGCUCCUCCCCGUCUCUCUGCAAGUCUAUCGUUAGGGUUAAGGCAAGGGUCCGUUUAACAUGUUGACUAGUUGGGAUGUGGUCAGAAAAGUCCCUUAAGUCGCUGCCGUCCCACAGUCUGUUGACAGAUGCUAUGAUACCAGUUAAGUCUGUUCACCAGAGAUUACAGAAAUGUUGGCAGGUAGAUUUCUUUGGUUUGCUUAGCGAGCAAGCUAGAGGGAUCUGAAGACUGAUAACAAUGUCUGAGGACAAUUCACCAUCACCAUGAUCAACCCUGUCUACCAUCCAACUCACCAUGAUGAACCCUGACUACCAGGCA
Molecule: messenger RNA, 2208 nt
Organism: Coregonus clupeaformis (lake whitefish)
Lineage: Eukaryota; Metazoa; Chordata; Actinopteri; Salmoniformes; Salmonidae
Product: zinc finger protein 271-like
Exons: 3
Coding region: 1-1578 (525 amino acids)
Biological process (GO): regulation of DNA-templated transcription
Molecular function (GO): RNA polymerase II cis-regulatory region sequence-specific DNA binding; DNA-binding transcription factor activity, RNA polymerase II-specific
Source: RefSeq, a predicted model, not a curated record